AGAUGGCGCUGAAACACAGACUAUAACACAUUUGGUGGCUUAAAUGAAAAAAAGAUGAAAAUGUGCUUGCCCCACGGAGGAGAACAACAAUAAAUUGGCAUAUGAUAAGGGUUCUGUUUUUAAGAGGGUGAGCAGGUGCAGAGGACCAACACCACAUGACACCUAAGUGGACAGCAGCCUCAUGGUGAUUGGAAAUACCUGCCGAUUUCUUGGACGUCCCAGGUUUAGCGUCGUCCACCCCUUGGCCCGUCUUUUUACCUCCAGCAACAUGGCAAAGAGCAAGUUUGAGUAUGUCCGCAACUUCGAGACCGAUGACACUUGUCUACGAAACUGCUACAUAGUUGUGAGACUUGAUGGUCGAAACUUCCACAGGUUUGCGGGGCAGCACAAGUUUACAAAGCCCAAUGAUAACAGAGCCUUGGGCCUGAUGAGCAGGAGUGCUCGCUCCGUGAUGGAGGAGCUGGAGGAUAUUGUCAUUGCUUAUGGUCAAAGCGAUGAGUUCAGCUUCGUUUUCAAGAGGAGCUCCACUUGGUUUAAGAGGAGAGCCAGUAAGCUCAUGACCCACGUGGCCUCGCAGUUCUCCUCCUCGUAUGUGUUCUACUGGAAGGAGUUUUUCGAGGAUCAGCCCCUCCUGUACCCCCCGAGCUUUGACGGACGGGUGGUCCUGUAUCCUACAAACCGUAACCUCAAAGAUUACCUCAGCUGGAGGCAAGCAGACUGUCACGUAAAUAAUCUGUACAACACAGUGUUUUGGACAUUGGUGCAGAAGGGAGGGCUCACCACAGCUCAGGCAGAAGAUCGCCUAAAGGGAACAUUAGCUGCAGAUAAAAAUGAGAUCCUGUUCUCAGAGUUUGACAUCAACUACAAUAAUGAAUCUGCCAUCCACAGGAAAGGCACCACUUUCAUCUGGGAAAAGCGAGAGGAAACUGUCAUCAAACGCAUGAAGGUCCCGGGUGAAGAGGAGAAGGACGUGCCCGUGACUAGCAGCAGGAGAAGGGUGCAGUCCUACCACUGCGACAUUAUCGGAGACCAGUUCUGGGAGGAACACCCACGCGUCCUGGAGGACGACGACAGCUAACGGCUUCUCUCCUGCUGUAGGAGAACUACUCUGAACGCAGGCUGGUCAGAAUGGUUGAAGUGGACCCAUAUAUAAGAAGUGACCUGGGGGACAGUCUAAGCAUGAUGUCACCCAUGAUGCUUAGUAUGUAGGGUGUUUUCUGAGACUGAAGCUUUGAUGAUAGAGUCUGUACAGUUACUGUCUCACAGCUGGAGAAAAGUGUCACUUUCAUGUAUUAAAACUGUGUCAAAAUCUUCA
Molecule: messenger RNA, 1315 nt
Organism: Scophthalmus maximus (turbot)
Lineage: Eukaryota; Metazoa; Chordata; Actinopteri; Pleuronectiformes; Scophthalmidae
Gene: thg1l
Product: tRNA-histidine guanylyltransferase 1-like
Exons: 8
Coding region: 182-1078 (298 amino acids)
Biological process (GO): tRNA modification
Molecular function (GO): magnesium ion binding; tRNA guanylyltransferase activity
Source: RefSeq, a predicted model, not a curated record